Molecule: messenger RNA, 2586 nt
Organism: Notolabrus celidotus (New Zealand spotty)
Lineage: Eukaryota; Metazoa; Chordata; Actinopteri; Labriformes; Labridae
Product: filensin
Exons: 8
Coding region: 1-2094 (697 amino acids)
Biological process (GO): lens fiber cell development
Cellular component (GO): cytoplasm; intermediate filament
Molecular function (GO): structural constituent of eye lens
Source: RefSeq, a predicted model, not a curated record
AUGUAUAAGACCAGCUACCUGCGCGAGGUGCGCAAGGAAAAGUAUGAGCGUUCAGAUGUUUUCGAAGAGGAACCCGAUGACUCUGAAUCCUCUGCUGGCAUCUCAGCCAUCCAGGGCUGGGAGAGCCUCCAGGAGCUCAACAGCCGCUUUGCCCGCUACAUCAACAGAGCCAGAGUUCUGGAGCAACGCAAUGCUGUGUUCCGCAAGCAGCUGGAGACGCUACAGCGGAUGGAAGAGGCCAGCGGGCUGGAAGAGGCCUUCACAGAGCAGAUUGAAGUCAACAGACAGCGAAUCAGAGAGCUGUUCUCUGAGCAUGCCAAGCUGGAGAGAGAGCUGAGAGAGGCUUGCCGCAUGCUGGAUGAAUUUACCAACAAAUACAGGAAUGAAUGUGAUUAUCAAGAACAGCUCCGCGGCACACUGGAACAGCUGAACAAGGAGGCUGACAGUGCUCUGCUCAGAAACCUGGAAUACCAGAUCCAAUCCCAAUUCCUGCAAGAUGACAUUAACUCAACCAGAGACCGACACAAGAAGAACCUUGCAGAGAUCCAGACCUAUGUGAACAUUUUGCAGCAAAUCAACCAGACACUUCCUCUUACUCCUAACGUGUCAGUGGGCAUGUCAGAGGAGCAGGAGAAGCUGCUGGCCCGCAGGAAAGUCCCAGAGCUGCAGAGUCAGCUGGAGGAGAUCAAGAGUGCCCUCUGUCAGCUGCAGGCUCAGAAACAUCGUCUGCAGACUGAGACUACAGUGUUGGAGCAAGCCAUCAAAAGCACACAGGAGAGUUACGACGACGAGAUCCAGAUGUACAACGAGAAGAUCGAAUCUAUGCGUAAGGAUAUCGAAGAGGCUGAGAGGUCGCUGGAGAAGUUCACAAGUGAAUGCCGCCACCUGGCAAUGUACCAGACAUCUCUUGAGAAUGAGCUGGAGAGGUACAAGAGGAUCAUUGAGAACGAGGACAACAGAUUGAAUUCAGCGAUAAUUGGCACCCCCAUUACCCUGUUCACCACUAAUUAUCGCUACACUCACACACCCACAGCCUCAAGCAGGGGGAGAGAUAUCACCCUGGCUAUCCAAGAUAUCACCAGCAUCAAGCCCCGCCAGAAGAUCCUUGCCAAGAAGGUCUUCAAGAAGAAAGAGCUGUCCCCAAAAGACAUGAUUGACAGCGGCCAGGAAGACAAAAAUGGCUCUGCCGCUGGAGAGGCCCAGGAUGAAGACACAAAGGGAAUCCCAUCAGAGGAGGUCCAGGAGGAGAGGGUGAAGACUGAUGACCACAGACCCAUUAUUACAGGAGUUUCUCCACAGGAUGUCCCAGAUGGAGCCCAGAUUAGCAAAGCCUUUGACACUCUUUGUAACAUUGUCAGAGACAGAAUGAGGAAGUACAAGAAGCCCGAGCCAAUCGCUGACUUCUACACCAAGGGUCGUUAUGUUCUCGUCACUGGUGACGGCAGCUACCCAGAUCCCUGCUUCUACACCUCCACGCCAUCAGCUGGCCGCAUCGUUGUCACAAUUAGAGACGGGAUGAUGCCUCCCUAUGACUCUUUCAGACACAGAGGACCCACUCCCCUACCUCCUCAACCAUUUGUAGGCCCAAGGCCUGUUAGUCCCAACGAUCCUUCUAAGGGCGGAGAAGGAAAGGAUGAUAACAAGGGCGGAAAGGGUAAAGACAAUGGAGGUAAAGGGAAGCAUAAGAAUGGAGAGCCUCAACCUCACUCCAGAGAUCCGAACCCAUUCCCUCAACCCUCUGGCCCAAGCAUUGACCCAAGGCCUGGCCCAAGCCCUGGUCCAUGCCCUGGCCCAAUCCCUGGCCCAAGCACUGGUCCCAAAGAUCCCAACCCAGCUGCUGAUCAACCCAAGAAAAACAAGGAUGAAAGCGGUCCAACUGGGCCCACUCCAAAGCCUGCUCCUCGAGGUGCAAGCACCAGCUCCAGCUCCAGCUCCAGCUCUAGCAGCUACACCCCUGACGCCCUGAGCUACGAGAAGGUGGAGGUUGUGGAGUCUGUGGAGAAAUUCUCUAACGGCCGCAAGGUAAAAGGUUACGAGGAGACUUCCAUGGUGGUGGAGACCAUGAUUGAGAAGUCCAGCAAGAAGAAGCAUUAAAACUACAUCACCUGGCAUGAUGAGACAGUCUAACCCACCUGGGCCCUAAGUGGUCCUGGAUAAUCCUGAUGUUGUUAUCAGGCAACAUAAAUAGAACCAUUCCUCAAACUUCUGUAAUAAGACCAAUGUUCACAUUCCUGCUCUGAAACUCAGUGCUCUUCCAUUUGCUUGCAGUCUCUGGUCUUGCGUCCAGAAUACGUUUGGCUGGUUCCAUAAGUACUGCUGUUGUUGUUCGAUCCAACAUACACACUCAUGCUACGAGUCCUUUACUGUCUGAAAACUUGGUACAAUGAAAACUGAAGCACCACCAAUAAAAUUCAUGAUAAAAGAAAUGAGAGAAGUUGUGCCACCCUUCUGCACUCUGUCUUAGAACUCCAACUUUCCCCUUUGAGCUCAUUUAUUUAAUUGGAUGCAACUGACUGCCCUCAGCACAAUUUUGCUGUGUACUAAUUUGCUUUGAUAUAUUGAGUAAUAAAAAUGAUUCAAACAUCA